GCAACGGCGAUAACGUCAGUGUAAAAUGCGCAGACGGCAGAGUGCGCAAAUUCUUCCUGGCUAGCAUUCGGCCACCCCGUGGAGGCGAAGAGAAGAAUAGUCAAGCUGGUGCCCGUCCUCUUUACCAGAUCCCACACCUUUUUGAAGCGCGUGAAUUUCUGAGGAAACGACUGAUCGGAAAGCAGGUGCGAGUGUUUGUUGAUUAUAUCCAGCCAAAACCAGAAGACAGUACGUUGGAUGAUCGUGUAUGUGCAACCGUAAUGGUCGGUGACACUAACAUUGGUGAGGCCCUAGUACAACGCGGUCUUGCUUCGGUGGUGCGUUACCGCAAGCCAACGGAUUCGCGUUCACGUGAUUAUGACGCUCUACUGGCAGCAGAGGCACAGGCGGAGAAAAAGGCCAUUGGUAUAUUCGACUCAAAGGUUGGUGCACCACCUCAGCGAUUGAGUGAACUAGGAGGGAAUAUGGCCAAGUCGCGGCAGUUCCUCUCAUCACUGCAACGUGCUGGAACGGUUGACGCACUUGUGGAGUUUGUGGUGUCUGCUUCGCGUCUCCGCUUGCAUAUUUUCCGCGAAAACCUGCUCACAGUAGCUCUCGUAUCUGGCAUCAUUUCACCAAGACCCACGAGGAGAACGGCCAAUCAGACGGAAGAGCGCGAGGAGCCGUUUGGCGACGAGGCGCGUGAAUAUGCGCGUGAUAUUGUGAUGCAACGCGAGGUGAAGUUCGAUUGUGAAGGAUUGGACCGUCUCGGCAACUUGAUUGGUUCUAUCACCCUACCUUCGGAGGUGAAGGUGAUGAGUUGCGGUGUUGAUAAACAGGGCAAGAAAGGCAAGUCUUCUCGUGGACCGUGCUUCGUCAGUAGGAACCUGGGAGCAGUGCUGGUUGCCAGGGGUUACGCCUACGUGAACAGGGCGCCAAGUGCACAGAGGACCAGUCAGUAUGGCCUCCUGCUAAAGGCAGAAUCGUUCGCCCGCGAACACAAUCUCGGUUUGUGGUCUUCGGAGGAGUUUCGUAUGUCAUGGGAAUCGGAACAAGGUUUGACGGGACAUGGAGAUGAAGGCGACGAGGUAGCUGAAGCGAAUGCCGACUCCAACAAGCUAAUAUCCGUUGAUGAAUUGAAGAAAGCCUUGCCAGACACUGACGCCAAUCGUGAGGCCGCGGCUGCUCGACUUGUAAGUUGA
Molecule: messenger RNA, 1181 nt
Organism: Mesocestoides corti
Lineage: Eukaryota; Metazoa; Platyhelminthes; Cestoda; Cyclophyllidea; Mesocestoididae
Source: the annotation of a GenBank genome assembly